AUGGUGAAGCCGGACCGUGACGCAAGGCCCAAGGCUUCAGCACCGGUGCGGCAACGCAAAUGGCAUUCCAGAGUCUUCACGGGCUGUGUCAACUGUCGCCGGAGGCAUGUCAAAUGUGAUGAAUGCACGCCUUCUUGCUCAGACUGCACUCGUCUAAAUCUUGUCUGCAAUUUCGACCGCAAGUUUGUCUUCAAGGCCGCCAAACAAGCUUCCUCUCCGGGGACAAAGAGUGACAAGAGCGACAAGGCCUCAACUACGUCCUCUGAACCACGAGCAUCCAGCAGAUCCGGCUCGGCAUCAAGUGGUGAAGAUGGUGCGGAUGAGUUCAACUCUCGAGAACCAUUUUCUACUGAUUUUGUCGCCGUGGCGUGCACUCCGUCCCCUUCAGGCUCGAAAAAUCUGUCGUCAAGUCUGUCUAUCGUAUCGGAAGACUUUACGUUUCAUCAUACAAAUGCCAGUUUCCCCGUCAAAGGCCAACACACGGCCGCCUACCACUUCGAGGCUGCAGAAGUGCCACAGCAAAUCGGUCUAAGCGACAACCUCUACUUGCACCAUUUCCUUGAGACUGUCUCAUCCUAUCUCAUCAUUUAUGACACGCCUUCGAACUCAAAUCCGUACCGACAGCUCCCGGUUCUGAUGAGCAACUCUGGUUUGCUUCGAGAUGUCGUGGAGGCCUUUGGUGCCAUGCAUAUUGCUGGCUUACCAGGAACUCGGAAUCGUCAAGUCCACCAUAGUGCAGCCAUGAAGGCGUACGGCAACGUUGUCACUCAGCUCCGAGAUGCUGUGACAUGUAACCAAGGUCGGCCCACACUAGAGCUUUUGGCAACCACGCUACUUCUCUGCAUGCUUGAAAAAAUGUCGUCUAAUGACGCGUCGUGGAAGAUUCAUCUCGUGGGGGCCGCGCAGAUAUUGCAGUCGCUGUAUAGUCCACGGGUAGGCCUUCUUCCAUCAAAUCCCACCGCCAAAAACAGUGAGAUGGAGUUGUCGAGCGUGGCUCACACACUGCCUCUACGGCGAUAUCUGGUUUCUCUCAUGGCGUAUCUGGACGUUGCCGCAUCUUUGGCAACGGGAGACGGGCCAUUGAUACAGGGCGACUAUUGGGGAAAGCUUUGGGGGCGGAUGGGAAUACAACAUCGGGGUCCCCAGUUUCGCCAAAGUCCGGUCACCGGUCGACCGCACGAUGGGUCAGAUACGUCAAUCUUGGUCGCGAAUCAUGUCUAUCCAGACAGACAUCAGCAGAUUCGUCAAGAUGGAAACGGAGGGGUUAACACAGCACCAGAGGAAAUUGUACUACAAUGA
Messenger RNA from Metarhizium album ARSEF 1941, 1299 nucleotides. Its product is annotated as Zn(2)-C6 fungal-type DNA-binding domain protein. Gene Ontology annotation, molecular function: transcription cis-regulatory region binding; zinc ion binding; DNA-binding transcription factor activity, RNA polymerase II-specific. Lineage: Eukaryota; Fungi; Ascomycota; Sordariomycetes; Hypocreales; Clavicipitaceae. Gene Ontology annotation, cellular component: nucleus. The coding region runs from base 1 to 1299 and encodes 432 amino acids. The record is from RefSeq and is a predicted model, not a curated record. The transcript has a single exon. Gene Ontology annotation, biological process: positive regulation of transcription by RNA polymerase II.